UAUUUAGCUUUAUGUAUACAUCAAACUUUAGUGACAAAAAAUCCAAACGUGUCCAGUAUGCGUAGUAACUAGUAAAACGUACCCCAUCGAUGACAGAUUACGGAAAGUCAGCCACAAACACACUAAUCUAGCCCAAACAGAAACUAAUUGAUUCAAUUUCUCUUACAUUUGGUCCAAUUAAAAAAACCCACCGUUUCAUAUUUUCCACAGAAAAAACCAGUCGCAUUAGCUGAACAAAAAAUCUUGCACAGAUCUUCAAAAAAAAAAAUACAAGAUUUUGUGGGGUUUUCUUGAUCGUUGCAAAUUUCAGUAGCAAAAUGGCAGUGAAAGGGGGGAGGCAUUCUCGAUUUGGACCUCGAAAAUCAUCGAAUUCCACACUAAUCUUUGGUGGGCUUAUUGUGUUAUCAUUCGUGAUCCUCUUUCUUCUCGCUUUCAAAAUUUUCUCCAUUCCCAGUAGUUCAAAGGGUUCUCAGAAAGCACAUGAUCUCAGCUCUAUAGCACACAACGCAGUUCAAAGACAAGAUGAUGAUGAUGAUGGAAAAGGAGAUCAGUGGGUUGAAGUGAUUUCAUUGGAACCAAGAGCCUAUAUUUACCAUAAUUUCUUGUCCAAGGAGGAAUGUGAGUAUUUGAUUAGUCUUUCCAAGCCUCACAUGCAAAAGUCAAGUGUUGUAGAUAGUUCUACUGGCAAGAGUAUGGACAGCAGGGUCCGAACCAGCUCUGGAACAUUUCUUGCAAGAGGACGUGAUAAGGUGAUCAGGGAUAUUGAGAAAAGGAUUGCAGAUUUCACCUUCAUACCAGUAGAGCAUGGUGAAGGUCUUCAAGUUCUCCACUACGAAGUGGGGCAAAAAUAUGAGCCCCACUAUGAUUACUUUCUUGACGAAUUUAACACUAAAAAUGGAGGUCAACGCAUUGCGACGGUUUUAAUGUACUUGUCAGAUGUUGAAGAAGGGGGUGAAACAGUAUUCCCAGCUGCAAAGGGAAAUUAUAGUGCAGUCCCUUGGUGGAAUGAACUGUCUGAAUGUGGAAAAGGUGGACUCUCAGUAAAACCAAAGAUGGGUGAUGCAUUGCUUUUCUGGAGCAUGAAACCUGAUGCAAGUCUAGAUCCAUCAAGUUUGCAUGGUGGAUGCCCUGUGAUUAAAGGCAACAAAUGGUCAUCUACAAAAUGGAUGCGCGUCCAUGAAUACAAGGCUUAACCUACUGCUAGAGGUUCAGUUUUGAGUUUGGAUGCAGUCACUGUUGCAUGAUUUGUAUCAGAAGGAUAUUCUUGAAUAGAGCCCUCUGAUCUCAACCACAACAUGAAGCUUCUAAGUUAUUUCCAGCUUCGAUUUUACUUCAAUACUACUCAUUCUCAACAUUCUUUUUCCUUUCUUUUUUGUAAAGUUGAAGCUUACAUAGUUGUAUUUGUGUAUUUUUCAUCUGCGGGUUUAAUUAGAAUAAUAAAAAGAUGUGAGAAGCUUCGUUUGAUUUA
Molecule: messenger RNA, 1468 nt
Organism: Capsicum annuum
Lineage: Eukaryota; Viridiplantae; Streptophyta; Magnoliopsida; Solanales; Solanaceae
Product: probable prolyl 4-hydroxylase 10
Exons: 8
Coding region: 318-1193 (291 amino acids)
Biological process (GO): peptidyl-proline hydroxylation to 4-hydroxy-L-proline
Cellular component (GO): endoplasmic reticulum
Molecular function (GO): L-ascorbic acid binding; iron ion binding; procollagen-proline 4-dioxygenase activity
Source: RefSeq, a predicted model, not a curated record